UGUAUCCACAACUCAGAACCCUGUACUCUUAGCUAAAAAGAAGAAUCUAAACGAUGGCGGGCAACAGCAGUGACGACUGCAACGCAAAUGAAUGCGUUUGGCGGUUCAAAGGAAACGAUGCGAUGAGUGAUGCAGCUGCCGUAACGUUGAGAAAGCUUUUCUUUGAGAUGUUUAAAAACGGCAACUUAAACAGUGGAAAGACUAUUUUGCCUUCCGUCACUCACAGCUUCAAACCUUCCCCUCAAGCGGAGGAAGCUAUCGUUGCAGCCGUCCGGUCCGGCACGGCCAACUCUUAUGCACCUAGCCCCGGAACUUUCAACGCUAGAAGAGCGGUGGUAGAUUAUUUAAACGGCGAGCUUCCGACUAAGCUAAGUCCAGAACAUGUGUAUAUCACCGGCGGAUGCAACCAAGCGAUAGAGAUCUUAAUGGAUAGUCUUUCGGGAAAUCCAGCAGCCAACAUUCUGCUUCCAAGACCAGGCUAUCCUCACUACGAUGCUCGUGCUGUUUAUAGCCACGUUGAGGUUCGCAAAUACGACCUCCUCCCGGAAAGAGAUUUCGAGAUCGAUCUAAACGAACUUGAGGCUAUUGCAGAUGAGAAUACCGUCGCAAUGAUUCUUAUCAACCCAAACAAUCCAUGUGGAAACGUCUACUCCUACGAUCAUCUUAACAAGGUUGCGGAGAUGGCUAGGAAACUCGGUAUAAUGGUAAUAUCCGACGAAGUAUAUGAUCAUGUUGUAUUUGGAGACAGGCCCUUUGUUCCCAUGGGUAUGUUCGCAUCUAUAGCUCCGGUGAUCACGCUAGGAUCCAUAUCCAAAGGAUGGGUUGUCCCGGGCUGGAGAAUCGGUUGGAUUGCCAUGAACGAUUCUAUUGGCAUUCUUAAACAUACAGGGGUAGUUCAAGCAAUAGAGGAUUGUCUUGAAUUAACUCCACAACCUUCAUUUAUUCUUCAGGAAGCACUUCGUGAUAUAUUGGAGAAAACACCUAAAGAGUAUUUCGACAAGAAGAAUAAAGCCAUGAGACGCAACGUGGAGAUUUCUUGUGAGAGGCUCAAGGACAUUCCUUGUCUCUCUUGCCUCAAGAAACCUGAAUCAUGUUCUUACAUAUGGGUAAAGCUUGACACAUCACAGCUGGAUGAUAUCAAAAAUGAUUUUGAUUUCUGCACGAAGCUAGUCAAUGAAGAGAGUCUUGUCCUUUUACCAGGAGUGGCAUUAGGAGCAAAGAAUUGGGUGAGGAUAUCGAUCGGAACCGAAGAAUCAGAGUUAGAGGAAAUAUUUGAGAGAUUAAAAGGUUUCCACGCUCGUCAUGCCAUUUCUAAACAAGCUAUCGAAGUCAAUAGUCAUACCAUUAAUCAGAAAUUUGUCUCUGUCACCUAAUUGUUGUUAUCUUAUGCCAUCUUCACAUAAAUCUACAUUAGAUUUUUCUUUUUAU
Messenger RNA from Thlaspi arvense, 1428 nucleotides. NCBI's taxonomy places the organism in Eukaryota, Viridiplantae, Streptophyta, Magnoliopsida, Brassicales, Brassicaceae. The record is from the annotation of a GenBank genome assembly.